AUGAAGGGUUCCACAGGGGACAUUGGCAAAGGGGCUUUAGCUAGGAAGCUGAAGACGGACCAUCGAUUAGCGGCAAAGAAGUGGAACGCUACGGAGGUGCUAAGUGAGAGCGAGACCGAUGGGUCACGACUCGAAGCAAAGAGACAUAAACCAGCGGUUAAGCGGCAAAGGUCGCACGAGGCAGAAACCUCCCUUGGCAAAAAACCGAGAAGGGGUGCGUCGCCAACCUUCAGCGAGAUCGCUAAAGGUGCUGGUGCAAAGUUACCUGGCGUGGUCGACCGCAGCAGGGAGGACGGGGCUAUCUCCCAUGAAGAGUGGAAGAGAGUAGCGGCGGCUAUCUCUUCGGUCUUCCUCAAGGUGGUCAAGAAAACCCGGGGCCACCCCCCAAAAUAUACCAGUGCCGGUUGGCACCAUGGGCUGCACAAGCUGACUAGAUGUGCCGAUGAAAGAUCGGGUAUCUUAUAUAAGAAGACAGUCUCUCUGGUGGGGGAGGUUUGGAAGGGGGCCAGACUGGAGGCCGUGGACAAAGAGGAUCUUCCUCUUCGCCAUAGGGCUCGCGUCUGGCUGCCAGCCGAACCAUCUACUCCGAAGGAGAUCGAGGAAAUCGUCAGGUACUGCAACCCCUCACUUCCCGCGCAUGACUGGAGGGUUAUAAGGCUGGAGAGAACCGAUGAACCAUAUCGCCAGGCGCUGAUUAUGCUUAACGCGGAGUCCAAAACCAAGGGAGCCAUCAGCUAUGGGCUCGAAAUGGUAGUACUGAAGGUACUCCCAACGGAUGCCAGGGCUGAUGGCACUCAAGCUGCAGAUGCGGGGGAGAAGGGAGAAGGCGUCAGUGAUGCUUAA
Molecule: messenger RNA, 843 nt
Organism: Bactrocera tryoni
Lineage: Eukaryota; Metazoa; Arthropoda; Insecta; Diptera; Tephritidae
Exons: 2
Coding region: 1-843 (280 amino acids)
Source: RefSeq, a predicted model, not a curated record